GGUCUCCGCCCACUUAAACGUCACAACUGUGCCGCUCAGCUGUCAAAGAAAGAUUCUGCCCUUCAGGUUUCACUCUAUUGGCUCUUCCACUCGGGCAGCGUUCUCCCGAUUUACGACAGCACGUGAAGGCAGCAGCACACCCUGAACCUCGUUGAGGGAGCAAGUGGAAAAACACGGACAGGUACCUUAUUUAGCCUCGGCCCGGCGCGUUAGGCUGUCAGCGCAGUGCUGAGAGCUCAAACUGUGAGGAGAUUGGCCAGAGUGCGUGAGUCCCGCAGAGUGUCCGCGCGGUGUCCCGCAUGGCUCCCCGGGCGGUCUGGCUCCUGGUCGCGCUGUCCGGUGUCCUGCAUGUGCGCUCCUGCUGCGCGUUUACCUGUCCGACCAUCUGCCGCUGCAGCGCCGACAGCUUCCACUGCAGCGGGGCCACUCAGCUGGCCUCCCGGGCAGGACCGAGAUCCGUGACACGACUAAGGCUCACUCAUCUGCCACUGAAAGAGGUCCCCACUCAUGCCUUCAGGGAGCUCAUCAACAUUACCAUAAUCGAGAUCUCCCAGAGCGACCGCGUCACAAGGAUACGCAGACAUGCCUUCCUCUCCCUCCACAGCCUGGCUCAAAUUUCGCUGCAGAGCAUCAACAGUCUGAGGGUUAUUGAGAAAGGGGCCUUCACUGACUUGCCAAAGCUGGAAUACCUGAGCAUCUCUAACACCGGGCUGAUACACUUCCCAGACUUCACAACUAUCGCCUCCCUGGUGCCAAAUAUUAUCCUAGAAAUGGCAGAUAACAUGAGGAUCGACAUCAUCCCGGCCAACUGCUUCCAAGGCAUCACAGAGGAGUAUGUUGACAUGAACCUGGUCCGAAACAGCUUCACAGAAAUCACAGCUCACGCGUUCAAUGGAACCAAGCUCAACACACUAAAUCUGAGAGAAAACACGUACCUCAGUGACAUCCAAGAGGAUGCUUUUGAAGGAGCAACAGGUCCCAGUUUUCUGGAUGUUUCCUCCACAGCUCUGAGAUCCCUCCCCCCUAAAGGUUUGAGGCAGGUGAGGUUCCUGAAAGCCAGCGCAGCCUUCGCCCUGAAGACCCUCCCUCCGCUGGAGAGCCUGGCCGAGCUGAUGGAGGCUGAGCUCACGUACCCGAGCCACUGCUGCGCCUUCCACACGUGGCGCCGGAAACAAAGGGAAAGUGCCUUAAAGAACUCCACCAAGUUUUGUGACCUCAGCAGAACUGAAAUAGAGCCCACAGCAGAUGGCAUGAACGAUGACAUCAACUUUCAGUACCCAGACCUGGAACUGGAUUGUCUAAACAACCCCUUUGUCAAGUGCUUGCCAAAGCCGGACGCCUUUAACCCUUGCGAGGACCUGCUGGGCUUUCCCUUCCUGCGCUGUCUCACCUGGAUCAUCACAGUUUUCGCUGUGGCCGGUAACCUAGCUGUUCUGAUCAUCCUGCUGAUCAGCCACAGCAAGUUUACCAUCUCCAGAUUCCUCAUGUGCAACCUGGCUGUCGCCGACCUCUGCAUGGGGCUCUACCUGAUGCUCAUCGCCUUCAUGGACUACCACUCGCAUCACGAGUACUACAACCACGCCACAGACUGGCAGACAGGGCCCGGGUGCGGCAUUGCAGGGUUUUUGACGGUGUUCGCCAGUGAGCUCUCAGUGUAUACGCUGACUGUGAUCAGCCUCGAACGCUGGCACACCAUCACCAACGCCAUGCACGUUAACAAGAGGCUGCGGAUGCACCAUGUGGCAGCCAUCAUGGGGGCAGGCUGGGGCUUCUCUCUGCUGGUUGCUCUGCUCCCUCUUGUGGGGGUCAGCAGUUACAGCAGAGUGAGCAUCUGUCUGCCCAUGGACAUCGACACCCUGGGCUCUCAGGUGUACGUGGUGGCCAUGCUCGUCCUCAAUGUAGUCGCCUUCCUGGUGGUCUGCUACUGCUACGUAUGCAUAUAUCUGAGCGUCCGCAACCCGGAGCACUCCACCCGUCACGGAGACACCAAGAUCGCCAAGCGCAUGGCUGUGCUCAUUUUCACCGACUUUGUGUGCAUGGCACCAAUCUCCUUCUUUGCCAUCUCUGCAGCUCUGCGUAUGCCCCUCAUAACUGUGUCUCACUCAAAGAUCCUGCUCAUCCUCUUCUAUCCCAUCAACUCCCUCUGCAACCCUUUCCUGUACACGCUGUUCACGCGGGCUUUCAGGAGGGACGUGUGCCUGCUGCUGGGUCGCUGCGGCUGCUGCCACGCCAGCGCCGACUUCUACAGGUCACAGACUCUGGCUUCACACCUCAACUCCACCCAGAAAACAUCCACCAAAAAAACUCACUCUCUUGGAUUCUACGCCUAUCACAUUAAGAUGCAGGGAUGCUUUCUAAAUAAGGGAACCACAUGACCUUCAACAUGGAGAAUUUCAUUAUGAACUUACAGGCAGAGUCUGCUGUUCUGCUAAAGAUGUAGCAUUUCUUCAAAACUGAGGUCAGGGCCUUAGAUCAGAGUUGAACUAGGUUUGUUUACCAAGUGAGAAUCACAUCAGAGAUCUAAAAUUGAAGACAACAGGUGCUCCAGUCUCCUUUUUCUGGUUAUGUACACAGGUAAUGUGAUAGAAAGCAGCAGAUGGAUGGCACGGCAACCACAUUAAAACAGGCCAGUUUAUCUACAAAGCUAUUAUAAACCAUUGGGUGUGAUUUGAGAUCAAGAUAUGCUGUAAAAAAAACAGUGUCUACGGUGCUGUUAUGAGAAGGGACAUUUAGUUCUUUUAAAAGGUCGAGAAGUAUAAGUUAUUUAUUAUUCUGUCCUUAUAAAGCCUUAUAUUUUGAGUUUCAAUGCAGUGAAGUAAAUGUGACCAAAUGAAGUCUUUGUUUUAGCUCAUCAGAGAUGUGUUUUAGUGCCAUCUAUUGGUUAGUUGUGCUCAGGAGACGUUGAAGGUGGGAGACUUGAAAACUGCACACCUCCAGGAGCAGCCUGGGGCCUCUCGAGAAGAAACACUACUGCUGUUCAGAAUGUCCUGGAUUUUUUACAAUAGAACAUAAAAAAACUAUGGUCAAUACAUAUCAUUUUUCACCAUUUCCACGUUUAGUAACAGCUGUCAACUGAGGGUGUGGAAAAUAAGAUUCCUAUGUCAAACUUCCAUUUCUAUACUUUCAUAUAGAGACCAUGCUUUAUCGCUUCAGAAAUAUCCACUUAUUUGCAAAUCACAAUAUGUAUAAGGUAAGGUAAUAUAAACAAAACAGCAUUAUAAUGGCCUGCAAACUUUUUUCUCUAGAUGUGAGAAAAUGUGUCACAACUUAAUGUCACAUCAUCACAAUUUCAACAUUUCCUCUUGUUGUCAACAUUAAAAUUUGUGUGAUCAUUCACACUAAUCAUAAAUCCUAACACAA
Messenger RNA from Acanthopagrus latus (yellowfin seabream), 3360 nucleotides. Its product is annotated as lutropin-choriogonadotropic hormone receptor-like. Gene Ontology annotation, biological process: male gonad development; follicle-stimulating hormone signaling pathway. Gene Ontology annotation, cellular component: membrane. The record is from RefSeq and is a predicted model, not a curated record. The transcript is spliced from 11 exons. Gene Ontology annotation, molecular function: G protein-coupled receptor activity; protein binding; follicle-stimulating hormone receptor activity. Bases 300 to 2375 code for a protein of 691 amino acids. NCBI's taxonomy places the organism in Eukaryota, Metazoa, Chordata, Actinopteri, Spariformes, Sparidae.